Molecule: messenger RNA, 276 nt
Organism: Nematolebias whitei (Rio pearlfish)
Lineage: Eukaryota; Metazoa; Chordata; Actinopteri; Cyprinodontiformes; Rivulidae
Product: regulator of microtubule dynamics protein 3-like
Exons: 4
Cellular component (GO): cytoplasm; spindle microtubule; mitotic spindle pole
Molecular function (GO): microtubule binding
Source: RefSeq, a predicted model, not a curated record
AUGGCGUGUGCAAAUAAUACACAUUCCCUUGACAGGUAUGGAGGCGACAGAGAAUUUCUGUGGCGACUUGCUCGAGCAUAUGUCGACGUGUACGAGUCUGCUGAGGACAAGCAGGAGAAGACGAGUUAUGCACACAGAGGUCUGGAGGAGGCAGAAGAGGCUCUGCAGAAGAACGGCCUGAAUGCUGAGUGCCACAAAUGGUUUGCUGUACUUUCUGGACUGGCCUCACAGCAUGAGAGCAUGCCCAGCAAACUCAAGAGCAACCACAUAUUGAAG